This is a messenger RNA of Oncorhynchus nerka (sockeye salmon), 3376 nucleotides long. RefSeq names its product L-seryl-tRNA(Sec) kinase-like. The transcript has 6 exons. Bases 279 to 1751 code for a protein of 490 amino acids. NCBI's taxonomy places the organism in Eukaryota, Metazoa, Chordata, Actinopteri, Salmoniformes, Salmonidae. Gene Ontology annotation, molecular function: kinase activity; tRNA binding. The record is from RefSeq and is a predicted model, not a curated record.
CGGGACUUCUGUUGGAGAAUCAGUUUGAGCCGGUCUUUGAUAUAUACUGUCCUGUCUUUUGUUUUACUCUGAACAUGCCAUUGGUUUGGUAGAACCUCCAGCACCGUUAGGUGGCAGCACCGGGCCAUAAACUAGUAUACUUACCAAAACAAAACCACCAUCGAAGUACUGGAUUAUGACGUGUACUUGUUAUGGGUCAGGAAGAGGACAUUGCUCAACAAAUAAUAGUUUAAUAUCGUUCCGUCGAUGAAUCUAAAUGAAGAUCGUGUUAAUUUGCGAUGUGCACCCGGAUAUGCUUGUGUGUUCUCUGCGGUCUACCUGCAGCAGGAAAGUCGACGCUUGCGCAGGCGGUCAACUCUCACUCUGCACAACGAGGCUGGAGGUCCGCUGUCAUUUCUUACGACGACCUGAUUCCCGGUGACGCUUUCAAUGUGAAGGAAGUCGAGGAUGAGGAGGAUAUUCCGCGAUCGCAGACGCAGACUGAAUGGAAAGGUCACAGACAAGCGGUGCUGCGGUGUGUUGAACAGUUCCUACAGAGUCCCACCAAUCAGCUACCACCAAUCAUCUAUCAGAUCAACAGGGAUGCCCGGAGUCGUCUCCUUCACGCCACUCAGGUCUGCGGGACACCGGUGGGCUCUUCUCUGGUCUGCGGGACACCGGCGGGCUCUUCUCAGGUCUGCGGGACACCGGUGGGCUCUUCUCGGGUCUGCGGGACACCGGCGGGCUCUUCUCAGGUCUGCGGGACACCGGUGGACUCUUCUCGGGUCUGCGGGACACCGGCGGGCUCUUCUCAGGUCUGCGGGACACCGGUGGGCUCUUCUCAGGUCUGCGGGACACCGGUGGGCUCUUCUCAGGUCUGCGGGACACCGGCGGGCUCUUCUCAGGUCUGCGGGACACCGGCGGGCUCUUCUCAGGUCUGCGGGACACCGGUGGGCUCUUCUCAGGUCUGUGGGACACCGGUGGCCUCUUCUCAGGCUUACCCGUCACCUUCAGAUCGACCACCGCCGCCACUCGUCAUUCUGCUGGACGACAACUUCUACUAUCCAAGCAUGAGAUACGAGGUGUACCAACUGGCCAGAAAACACUCUGUGGGAUUCUGUCAGGUGUACGUCCACUGUCCCGUGGAGUCGUGUGUCAGGAGAAACCAGCUGAGGCCCCAGCCGUUACCCAGUGAUGUCAUCGUAGAGAUGGCCAAGCGCAUGGAGCCUCCAAACCCUCAGAGAAACUCAUGGGAGCAGAACAGUGUCACUCUGGACAGCGAACACCACUUCACCAUAGAAUACAUCCAAAGGUUGGUGAAGGUGAUCUCUACUGCGUUGGAGAACCCACUGAGUCCAGUCCAGGACAACACUGAGCAGAAGGAGGCUGACCGUCAGAGCUGUGUGUCCAGUGUGGUCUACCAGGCUGACCAGGCCUGCAGACGCCUGGUCUCACAGGCCAUGCAGGAGGCCAGAGAACAUCAACUUCCCCCAGAGAGGAUGAGGUCUCUGGCAGCCGACUUCAAUGAAUCCAAAACCACAUUCCUCCAGGACCUGCGGAGACAAGUUCUCCACGGCCUUCCCUUAACCCAGGGAGAGGGCGUGGAGGUGCCCAGGGAGAGGGCGUGGAGGUGCCCAGGGAGAGGGCGUGGAGGUGCCCAGGGAGAGGGCGUGGAGGUGGAGCGGGUUGUGAACAGAGCCGUGGACGUCUUCAACAAAGAGAAACAGGAAAUCAUUGCAAGAUACCUUCCUCCUUAUGACAGAAUAAAAUGACACCGGUAAUGAGGGAUGGAUGAUCGCCAUUAUGUAACUUUCAUUGAUUCUAUGUAAAUAGUCAUACAUGUUGACGUUAGUAAUUACAUUUAUAUAUUCUUCUGACAAAAUGUCCAACCUGUUAGGUGCAUAUACAGGUUCCACCUUGCUAGGUUCCACCCUAACAGGGUGGAAAUGUGGAGGCUAACUUAGCCGUAGCACUGGGUGGAACCUAGCAAGGUGGAAAUGUGGAGGCUAACUUAGCCGUAGCACUGGGUGGAACCUAGCAAGGUGGAACCUAACAGGGUGGAAAUGUGGAGGCUAACUUAGCCGUAGCACUGGGUGGAACCUAGCAAGGUGGAACCUAACAGGGUGGAAAUGUGGAGGCUAACUUAGCCGUAGCACUGGGUGGAACCUAGCAAGGUGGAACCUAGCAGGGUGGAAAUGUGGAGGCUAACUUAGCCGUAGCACUGGGUGGAACCUAGCAAGGUGGAACCUAGCAGGGUGGAAAUGUGGAGGCUAACUUAGCCGUAGCACUGGGUGGAACCUAGCAAGGUGGAAAUGUGGAGGCUAACUUAGCCGUAGCACUGGGUGGAACCUAGCAAGGUGGAAAUGUGGAGGCUAACUUAGCCGUAGCAUUGGGUGGAACCUAGCAAGGUGGAACCUAACAGGGUGGAAAUGUGGAGGCUAACUUAGCCGUAGCACUGGGUGGAACCUAGCAAGGUGGAAAUGUGGAGGCUAACUUAGCCGUAGCAUUGGGUGGAACCUAGCAAGGUGGAACCUAACAGGGUGGAAAUGUGGAGGCUAACUUAGCUGUAGCACUGGGUGGAACCUAGCAAGGUGGAACCUAACAGGGUGGUAUGUGGAGGCUAACUUAGCGGUAGCACUGGGUGGAACCUAGCAAGGUGGAAAUGUGGAGGCUAACUUAGCCGUAGCACUGGGUGGAACAUAGCAAGGUGGAAAUGUGGAGGCUAACUUAGCCGUAGCACUGGGUGGAACCUAGCAAGGUGGAAAUGUGGAGGCUAACUUAGCCGUAGCACUGGGUGGAACAUAGCAAGGUGGAAAUGUGGAGGCUAACUUAGCCGUAGCACUGGGUGGAACCUAGCAAGGUGGAAAUGUGGAGGCUAACUUAGCCGUAGCACUGGGUGGAACCUAGCAAGGUGGAAAUGUGGAGGCUAACUUAGCCGUAGCACUGGGUGGAACCUAACAGGGUGGAAAUGUGGAGGCUAACUUAGCCGUAGCACUGGGUGGAACCUAACAGGGUGGAAAUGUGGAGGCUAACUUAGCCGUAGCACUGGGUGGAACCUAGCAAGGUGGAAAUGUGGAGGCUAACUUAGCCGUAGCACUGUGAGUGAUCAAGAUCCAGCUAGCAUAAUGGUGAACACUUGAAGAUCAUUUUUUUACUGGUCUGUCAAACAUAAUUUGAAAUGAUCAAAUGUUCAUCUAAUUUAGCCGAACAGCGGGGGACAUUUUAAGAGUGAGACCGUACUGACUAACAUCAUGAAACAUUAAAAUGUGGAUGUGAACCGAGUGUUGAUACUUAAUGUAGCGUUGCGUUGCUAUGGACACUUCCUGAUUGUGAUGUCAUCAUCCACUGAAAACAAAAUGGUCAAAAAAAUGCAAAUAAAAUGUCCCAUUGAGAUCGA